AGGAUAUAAAUAAGGGCAGCUAUAGUUCCCGAGCUAGCUACUGUCGUUUGUUUUCAAUAGAACGCGUACACAAGCUAACAUUCAUUGAUUCUAUCCCUGUGAGGUUGGGGUGCAAAUAACCGAGCAAUAUGGCACUCGUGGAGCUUCUUGGAGAGAAAAUCUGCCAAAAACAAGAAAAUGGAGAGCUGGUGUCAGUAGAUACCUCAUCUCUCGUGGGUUCAGGUAGAUACGUGGGCAUCUAUUUCUCAGCGCAUUGGUGCCCUCCUUGCCGCAUGUUCACCCCAGUGCUGGCCAAAUUCUACAAGGAGUUCAAGGAGAAGAAUGAGGGCAAGUUGGAGAUUGUCUUCGUCAGCUCCGAUCAGACUGCGGAUCAGUUCAAAGAUUACUACGUCGGAGAGAUGCCUUGGAAAUGUGUCCCGUAUGAGGAUCGAGAUAGGAAGGAAAAACUUUGUGCUAAGUUCGGUGUGAGGGGUAUCCCAACGUUCAUCAUCCUCGACAGCGAGACAUGCGACGUGGUUUGCAAGCAAGGCAGGAAUAAAGUGAUGGAUGAUCCAGAGGGAGACGAUUUCCCAUGGCGAGAGUAGACUCAGCAUUAGGCCUAUCUUGAUGGAUGCGCUCAACCACCAUCUUUCCAAGUAUAUUGAAGCCAGUUGAAGAUCCCUAAGUUUUGAAACUUACCUGAUUACAAUUACCAUGGUCGUAGCGUCUAUUGUGUUAAUAUUUGUAUCUUUCUGGAAAAAAGGGUUGAUUUUAAUUAUAGGCAUCUAUUAUUUUUUUUCUUAUUUUUAAACUAAGGCGAGGGUGGGACCAUAUCACUGAUGGACCAUAUCCCUGCAAGUAGCUGUCAAAAUUUCUUCAUUUUUAAAUUUCUUGAUGACAAUCACCGUGCUACUUCAUAUUCGUAGGCUUAUGUAUGAAGAAGGUUUUAUAUAAUACCUCUGUAAAAGUACGUUGUUGGUUAAAAUAUAGUAAUAUGCUGUGUAAAUUUUACGCAAUGUUGUGUGAAUAAUACAAAUGAUGAACCUCAUAAUGCCCAACCCGUUCUUUGGACUGAAUACGAAGGCGGAGGGGGUGUCAACAUGUAGGCAAUCUGAUAAGCUGGUUGUUUCUUUCUGUUUUAGAAACUCUUGUUUAAAAAAAAAACGAGUCAUUGUUAAUAUUUCCAAACAUAAUCCAUAUACCAUAAUGUAAAAUAACGGAUCCCUAAUCGAUCUUGAUGUUAAUUCUUUCUUGAUUAAAUGAUUAUGAUGCACAGAGGUUAAUUACUAUUAUUUUCCAAAUAUUUUUUAUGUCACUUUGAUAUUGGUAUUUCACUUAAUGUUUGAAAACACAAGGACUAGUGUAGUAGCUGCGUUAUAAUUUUAGGCCUAUGACAUCAUCAUCACCGGAGCAAUUCAUUUCCCAAAUAAUUAUUUGUUUUCAUCUUCCCAAUCCGGCAGCAUUCUAUAUCAUCGUGCUUAUCCGCAUCUCUUUUUAUGCGGGUUGAAAACAAAUAUCUCAGGUUUCAACUAGAGCGUAAUCGAACAUAAGGUAGAUUACGACGUAUAGAUGAAUAUGUUUAAUAUCGUGUAUGUGUGAACAUAAUAAUUCCAGGACACACUCAUUUCUUUAUACACCUUAUAUGUUUCUAUUUACAUUGUGUGCUGUUCUUUUGUGUUAGAGAUAUGAUCUCGAUGACGAAAGUCUGAGAGAAAUAAAGUUCAACUUCUAAUCUUAAAAUGUACAGUCCAAUGCCGCACUGGGAGCACUGUUAAAGGGUGCAACUUUGCACGUUUAAGACCAUAAAGGUGUUGAUUACACCUGAAAAAAUGUUCAUCAGUGUGGAACAAGUUGAACUAUUUUUCUUGAGAGUGUAUAUUUCAGUGUAGACUUGAGUGCCAUUACAUCCGUUCCAAUUAAUAAUUUCAUUUUUUUUUUCAAGUUUGGUGUUGACUAGCCGGUGAUGGUGUCCGGACAUUGUUUCUGUAUACAAACCACAUCACACAUGAGCCCAGUGCUUGCAUGGAUUGACGUAAUUCGGCAGCUCGUCCCAUGCGCGUUCUUCAAACGAUAUAUCUACGCAUACGCUUUCUACAACGCACUGAUUCCUUUUCAAAUAUAAGUCAAAUCACAAUGGACAGCUGAAUUUUUUUUGUCGGGACAGCAGAUCGUCCGAAGAUUCGAACCGGACGGAAAAUAGCAUGUAUGACUUUUGUCCAGAGUCCAGGACGUCGGACACUGAUGUUUUGGAAAAUACUGUGUUGUCUUCAAGGGCUUUUGAGAAAAGGUUCUGCGUUCUAGAAAGCGUCUACAUAUUGAUUGCGGAAUGUCAUAGGAGACAAGGUCAUCGUGGACUUGUCAAUUCCACUUGUUUGUCAUAGAACCACUUUCUUUCGUUUAUUUUCAUUUGAUGGUAAAGGAAAGUAAAGUACUCCACAGGUUUGUGUAAAUAUUUUUUUGUAAGUUGAAUAUCGAAAUAAGAGUAUUUUGUAUAUUAUCUUCUAUAGAUACUAUGUAGUGCAAUCCUUUGAUGUGUUCUCAUGCAUUUCGGGGAAAUUUUAUUACAUACUCUUUUAGUUUUAUAUUUCAGUCUUUGUUUAUGACAACUUAUUGGAGUGACAAAUUAUUUUGUGUCUUAUUGUUUUGUAAAAAAAUAAAAAUAAAGUUUCUUUUCUAACUGGA
This is a messenger RNA of Lytechinus variegatus (green sea urchin), 2661 nucleotides long. RefSeq names its product nucleoredoxin-like. The record is from RefSeq and is a predicted model, not a curated record. Bases 129 to 584 code for a protein of 151 amino acids. Lineage: Eukaryota; Metazoa; Echinodermata; Echinoidea; Temnopleuroida; Toxopneustidae. The transcript has 2 exons.